UCCUGAAAAGCCCUUCUAGAAUGUUCCAUGAUAACCGCCAUUUUUAUUUCGCUUGAAAAUUAAGCAACUUUCGGAUAUUUUCUCUGUCUACACUUUCUCUCUCUAAACGAUUUUUGAAGUGAUUUCCCGCUAUUUUGAGUGAUUUAUUUGCUUUGUAUUUUCUCUCUCUACACUUUCUCUCUCUAUCGAGGAAAUCGAAUUCACAGUGUUUCUAGCUGUUUUCAGUGUUUUACUGGUACUUUCUCUCUCUAAACGAGUUUCGAUUUUUCAGUAAUUUACCGCUUUUUUUAGUGAUUUCCUUAUUUUCUGUCUCUACACUUUCUCUCUGUCGAGGAUAUCGAAUUCACAGUAUUUAUCGCUGUUUUCAGUGUUUUUCUGGUACUUUCUCUCUGUAAACGACUUCGAUUUUUCAUUGAGUUCCCGCUGUUUUGACUGAUUUCCUUGCUUUUUGCUGGAGACUCUGCACUUUCUCUUUCUAUUGAGGAAUUUUAAUUUACAGUGGUUUCCUAGUUUUUUAUCUUGAGAGGAACUUAAGAAUUUGAUUUCACAUUGGAUUCGCUGCAUUUCUAGUGAUUUCGAGGCUUUUAACUCAGUGGAAACCCUAGCCUGAUUCUCAGCAGAAGAGGAACGCUUUGGAGAAAGCUUAGCUUGUUUCAGAGAGGGCCUUGUUGUUUUAGAAACUGGCCUUGUUGUUUUAGAAAUCCUAGUUUUUGUUGUCAAUGGAGUCGAAGCCUGGUGUUAAAGGCGAGAACCAGAGCAUGCCUCAUCCGUUGGAGGCUCUGCAAGAACCUGCUGUUCCUCCUUUUCUAGUGAAGAUCUAUGACAUGGUGGAGGACCAUGGCGUUGAUGCUACUGUUUCUUGGAGCCAGGGAGGCAACACAUUUGUGGUUUGGGAUCCAAAUGAGUUUUCUAGGAUCAUUCUUCCUCGAUAUUUCAAGCACAACAACUUCUCGAGUUUUGUUCGCCAGCUCAACACUUAUGGUUUUCGCAAGGUUGAUCCUGACCGAUGGGAAUUCGGUAAUAAAUUCUUUCUUCGAGGGCAAAAGAAUUUGCUUAAGAAUAUUCACAGGCGCAAGUCCUCGCAAGUUCAUCUCCACCCAGGUCAUGCUUAUUCUACUCAGCUGGGAAUGUUUGGGCCCGAAGGUAAAAUCGAGAGACUUAGGCAAGAUAAGAACCUGUUGAUGCUUGAGCUCAUAAAACUUCGACAGCAACAACAAGCGACCAAUGUUGAGAUCCGUGAAAUGAACAGUCGGUUAUAUGCAGCAGAGCAAAGACAACAACAGAUGAUGUCUUUCCUUGCUAAAGCAAUACAAAGUCCCUUGUUCCUUGACCAGCUAACCAAGGAGAAGGAAAGGAGGCUAAUCACUUCAGGGAGAAAGAAACGCGACAUUCCUAUGCAAAGUCCAGCUGGUGAGGGAUCUUCAACAAUAGGGCAGAUUGUGAAAUAUGAACCAGAUUUCUAUGCCAGUGGUUUUUCUCGUUCUGCCCAGGAUGUGGAACCUGAUGAAAUCACAAAUCUUGAACUACCAGAUGAUUUCUCAAGCGAUGCAUAUGGCAAUGCUGGAACAGAUGCAGAGGAAGGAACACAUUUGGGGAAGGAUUCAACAACAGAGCAUAUGUAUUCAUCAGUAGCUGGUCAUAUAUCGGGAGGUUUUGCUUACCCUACUUUUACAGGGCCACCGAGCUCUGUUUUGUGUCAUUCACAUCAUGUCCCUUCAAAGGGGAAGAAUGUUGUGGCUUCUGAUAUGAAUGUCAAUGUAGGUUCUGUUGAUUUUGCUGGUUCUUCCUCCUCGAAUGAGGGUUCAGUCUCGGGAUUUAAUUACUCUAUUGAACAGGAGGAGAAAUUGCAGCUUGCUUUUGAUGCAAGUGACGGUUCCCCCAGUCUCAAUGACAAAUUUUGGGAGAAAUUUUUUAGUCCUGCAGGUCAAGAAUAUGAUGAUACAGGGGAGGAAACAAACUUUAUGGCACUUGGGUCCGAAAGAGCUAUGUCAAGCAAACAGUCAUCUAUUGAUGACCUCAUCUCUCAGAUGGAGCAGCUUGCAAAAGAUGGGCAUAGAGCCUUUGAUUCUUGAAACUCCUGUCCUUUUGUUUAUGGCCUACUGUGACAGUUGCUAGUUGUUUUUUUUAUUCGCAUUUUUCUCACUUGUUACCAUGGUUUCUAACACCAGGCAUGCAUGUUCUUGGUUUUAUGCAUGCUAGAAAUUGUUGGUCAUCUUAUCACCCUUUUUGUCCAUCAUCCCAGGUAAAUGCUGUUGUUGCCGUCCCAUGAUCCCUUUGUUUGACCUCAUCCACAUGGAAUAACUGGUUUUUUGAUGAGAUUGUCAAUGUGCUGAGUUCUACAGUUAAUCAUAACUGAGAGAUCUCUUUUGAGAAAGGAUGGCUUGUGUGAACAUAUUGGACAACUGGUGGGAGCACUCAGGUUCCUACCCUGGUUAAGAAGUGGCAGGUUAAGAAGUUGCAGGAUGGUUAUGAAGCCUCAUAUAUCCAUGCAUGGUCAGAGCCUUCAUCUGCUUGUAUAUCCAGAUCCUCUUCUAUCAAGCUGAGUCUCAUUCUCUUCUUGAUUAAUUGUAGUAUGUAAUCCCUCUUGAACUGUCUUAUUUAUUUAAUAUAUAUAUUUAGGAGACCAUUGUUUAUUUUUUGUACUUAGUAGGCAGAGAGUCAAACUUUGAAGGUUUGGAUUCUAAAUAUUAGCGGUUCUAAUUUAGAAAGAGGGGGUUGCCUGUUCUAAGGAACUGAUCUGUUAUGUUAGUAUAAAAAUGAAAGGAAAAACCACCUAUGAAUUGGGCAGCCCAUUCUGCAGAGUUGAUGGAAGCCUGAAAAACCAUAUUAGGAGGAUAUUAGGCCUGGAAUUUUGCAGACUUGUCUUCAUUGACAUUGUGAUCGAUCACCAAAAAAGAAAAAGUGAAAGAGGAAGAUAUUUCUUUUCGGCUCUUACUACCAGGGAUCCUAUUCUCGCGUAAAUGGACAGUCCAGAAGUGUAAUUAGAGCAGGAGCCGACAUCCGACAAAUGUAUAGACUUUGGGGCUUCCAAGGAUGCUGGAAAAAAAAGUCGCCCUGUCCAUAGAAAGUUUCCCUGAAAUUGAAUCAGACUUUUUAGUUUAUGCUACAGGAGCAUUCAAGUCUUUGCAAUUUAAGUGCUUCAGAUCUUCUCAAAGAACCAGGGACUGGUUCCAAGCUUGUGGAAUUCUUUUCCUAAAUCAUCUGUAAGUGGGUUCUAAAGACUUUGUGAUUGUAGGAAGCAUAGAAAGGGCCAUAGGUCUCUCUCUCUCUCUGUGGAACCGGUGACCUAAAUUUUUUUUCAUCGUUUUCUGCUAAAAUGUGCGGAAGCAGCUUUACAAAAUUGAUUUUCAUGUUUUAAUGCUAUACAAAAUUGCAACUGAGAUUGUACAGAAUUCCAAGUUGAAUGGGAACGGUUCUGGCUUUGA
Molecule: messenger RNA, 3425 nt
Organism: Amborella trichopoda
Lineage: Eukaryota; Viridiplantae; Streptophyta; Magnoliopsida; Amborellales; Amborellaceae
Product: heat stress transcription factor A-7a
Biological process (GO): cellular response to heat; regulation of transcription by RNA polymerase II
Cellular component (GO): nucleus
Molecular function (GO): RNA polymerase II cis-regulatory region sequence-specific DNA binding; DNA-binding transcription factor activity
Source: RefSeq, a predicted model, not a curated record